Messenger RNA from Sciurus carolinensis (gray squirrel), 1469 nucleotides. It is a transcript of the gene Fdps, whose product is annotated as farnesyl diphosphate synthase. The coding region runs from base 174 to 1424 and encodes 416 amino acids. Gene Ontology annotation, biological process: trans, trans-farnesyl diphosphate biosynthetic process. Gene Ontology annotation, molecular function: (2E,6E)-farnesyl diphosphate synthase activity; dimethylallyltranstransferase activity. The record is from RefSeq and is a predicted model, not a curated record. Gene Ontology annotation, cellular component: cytoplasm. NCBI's taxonomy places the organism in Eukaryota, Metazoa, Chordata, Mammalia, Rodentia, Sciuridae. The transcript has 11 exons.
UCGUUUAGUUUCUGCCAACAGCGACGGGAGACCGAGAACUACUUGGCCCAGAGAGCCAAGCGCCGAGCGCGUUCAGGUUUUAGGCAUACCCCGCCAACAAUCUAGAUUAAACAAGAGCCGGCAUAUACAGGAGCAGGGAGUGCACUGUACCCCCUCCCUAUGCCACCCCCACGAUGCCCCUGUCCCGCUGGCUGAGAUCUGCGGGGGUCUUCCUGCUGCCAGCCCCCUGCUGGGCGCCCAGGGAGAGGUGGCGGCUGCCCUCCCUGGUGCAAGGGUGCCCAGUCCCGGGGGCCUGGCACAGUGCCCGCUGCUGGUGCCAAGUGUGGACAGAGGAGCCUCGAGCACUUUACUCCUCUCUCAGAAUGAACGGAGACCAGAAAUCAGAUGUUUAUGCCCAAGAAAAGCAGGAUUUCAUCCAGCAUUUCUCUCAGAUAGUCAAGGUGCUGACUGAAGAUGAGAUGGGGCACCCAGAGACAGGAGAUGCUAUUGCUCGACUUAAGGAGGUCCUGGAAUAUAAUGCCAUUGGAGGCAAGUACAACCGGGGUUUGACGGUGGUGGCGACAUUCCAGGAGUUGGUGGAUCCAGGAAAACAGGAUGCUGAUAGUCUCCAGAGGGCCCUGACAGUGGGCUGGUGUGUGGAACUGCUGCAGGCUUUCUUCCUGGUGUCAGAUGACAUCAUGGAUUCAUCCAUUACCCGCCGGGGACAGCCCUGCUGGUAUCAGAAGCCAGGCAUAGGUUUGGAUGCCAUCAAUGAUGCUCUGCUUCUGGAAUCCUGUAUCUACCGCCUGCUGAAGUUCUACUGCCGGGAUCAGCCCUACUAUUUGAACUUGAUUGAGCUCUUCCUGCAGUGUUCCUAUCAGACUGAGAUCGGGCAGACCCUGGACCUCAUCACAGCCCCUCAGGGCAAUGUGGAUCUUGGCAGAUACACUGAAAAGAGGUACAAAUCCAUUGUCAAGUACAAGACAGCUUUCUACUCCUUCUACUUGCCUAUUGCUGCUGCCAUGUACAUGGCAGGCAUUGAUGGGGAGAAGGAACAUGCCAAUGCCAACAAGAUCCUGAUUGAGAUGGGAGAGUUCUUUCAGAUUCAGGAUGAUUACCUUGACCUCUUUGGUGACCCCAGUGUGACUGGAAAGGUUGGCACUGACAUCCAGGACAACAAGUGCAGCUGGCUGGUGGUUCAGUGUCUACAACGGGCAACUCCAGAACAGCGUCAGAUCUUGCAGGACAACUAUGGGCAGAAGGAUGCCAAGAAGGUAGCCCAGGUGAGGGCACUGUACGAGGAGAUGAAUCUGCCAGCUGUGUUCUCUAAGUAUGAAGAAGACAGUUACAGCCACCUUAUGAGUCUCAUCGAGCAGUAUGCUGCGCCCCUGCCCCCCACCAUCUUCCUGGGGCUAGCCAACAAGAUUUACAAGAGGAAAAAGUGACCUAGCGACUGCAAGGGCAGGGAGGGUGGGCUCUCAAUAAAUUAU